Molecule: messenger RNA, 633 nt
Organism: Salvia miltiorrhiza (redroot sage)
Lineage: Eukaryota; Viridiplantae; Streptophyta; Magnoliopsida; Lamiales; Lamiaceae
Exons: 3
Coding region: 160-495 (111 amino acids)
Source: RefSeq, a predicted model, not a curated record
GAAUUAUCCGUGAAUUCCCAGUUUGAAAAUUUUGAAUAUAAAAUGGUUUAACUGUAUAUAUUAUCUUAUCUAUACUGACAAAAAAAGUAAUUGAUGCUCAAGAUCAACUGAAUUAUUAUUAGUAUUUUUUAUGAGAAAUCUUGGAUUUGUAUUUCGUUCAUGGCAAACUUCUGUUGUUCAAUUGAGUUGGAGCCUCGCACCUUAAAACAAGGGCAACUUGAUCACGCCAGAGAAAUUGCUGUUGACAUUGUUCAGACAAAGGAACCAGAUGAAGCAUCAACCAUGUUUACUGAGCUGCAGGGACUGAAAGAGGUGGUCGGAAUCAAAGAGCCGGCGGUGGUGGUGACAGUUUCAGGCGAAAAUCCGCCGGAGGAGGGCGAAGGGGCAGCAGUUAUCAAGGAAGAGAUUACUGUGGAGACUUAUUGCCAAUGUUUAGUAGUGGAAUCAUCACCGGAGUGUAGGGAUAUUAAAGAGCCCCUUUCUGCCCCUUUUUGAGGCUUCAAUCAUAUUAACUUCCUAAUUCAUUUAAUUGCUAUUGUUAUAUCAUAAACGUAAUGUGUAUUGCACUAUAAGACAAACGUAGUUUGACACUCUUCAUGUUUGGUCUAAUUAUUCUAUUUUUAGAGGAGGAAA